Messenger RNA from Hydra vulgaris (swiftwater hydra), 1553 nucleotides. Its product is annotated as ceramide synthase 6. The record is from RefSeq and is a predicted model, not a curated record. Gene Ontology annotation, molecular function: sphingosine N-acyltransferase activity; DNA binding. NCBI's taxonomy places the organism in Eukaryota, Metazoa, Cnidaria, Hydrozoa, Anthoathecata, Hydridae. Gene Ontology annotation, cellular component: membrane. Gene Ontology annotation, biological process: ceramide biosynthetic process.
UGUGAUUUUUAGAUAGGGUGUUUUCUUAUAACAUGACAUGAAAUCGAAAGCAAGCGUUUAUGUUUUUUUUUCCAAAAUUUUGAUAGUUGAUUAAUUUUAUUAAUACGCAAAAGUAUGCAUCUUUGUUGAUAAUUUUAAAAUCAUAUUAAAAAAUGUUUGAAGAAAUACUAGAUAUAAUCUGGGAUGAACAUUUCUGGCUUCCAGUUGAAUUCAGUUGGGAUGAUUUUAAAAAAACGGACAUUGUUCGUCCACAGCUAUCAGAUCUCUACAUUAUACCAUUAAUUACGAUUUUUUUUUUGAUCAUUAGGUUUGCUUUUGAAAGGUUUAUUGCUGUACCAAUAUGUAAAGUUUUACGCAUAAUUAAAGUUAAAUCUGAUGCUAGUAAAUUAUGCGAAGAGAUUUUUAUAAAGACUACUCAAUAUCCUUCUGACAUUUUGAUGUCUGAGAUUAGUGUUCAAACAGGAUGGAGUAUACAAAAAUGUAGCAGAUGGUUUAACAAACGAAGAAAGCAGAGUACUAAAGCAUCUUUGGUUAAAAAAAGUAAAGAAAGUUGUUGGCGGUGUUUUGUGUACAUAUGUUUUUUUGCUUAUGGAAGUUACAUUCUUAUUCCAACAGGUUGGAUUUGGGAUAUAAAACUUUGUUUUGUUGGUUUUAUCAAACAUCAGGAACUACCUCUUGAAUUUAAGUGGUACUACAUACUAGAAACAUCAUUUUAUACCUCGCUACUUUGUUCCCAGUUUACUGAUACUAAGCGUAAAGAUUUUGUUCAGCUUUUUGUACAUCAUAUUUUAACUAUUACCUUAUUGAGCGGAUCCUAUAUAAUUGGACACUUUAGAAUUGGUUCUAUAAUUAUUUGGUUGCAUGAUGCGGCUGACUAUUGGUUGGAAGCAGCAAAGGUUGCAAACUAUGCAAAGCACCAGCGUGUAUGUGACACACUUUUUGUGGUGUUUGCAUUGACAUUCUUAUUAACUCGUUGGAUUUAUUUUCCUGUUUGGGUUUUGUAUACAUGGAUGAGAUACAAUACCGAACUAGCUGGUCAUCUUCGAUCAUUUUUUACAGCUCCUUAUAUUUUGCUUGGAGCUUGUUUUGUUUUAUUUGGUUUGCAUUUAUUUUGGGGUUAUUUAAUUGGCAAAAUGGUAUACAAGUUUAGAGCUGCCGGAAAAGUGGAGAAAGAUGAUAGAAGUGACGAUGAGCAAAGCAAUUUAGAGAGCGAUGAUGGAGAUAAAAAUUUAGUUAUGAUAAAUAACAGUAUCAACAAAAUUGAUUAGAAUGUUAAAAUAUAGAUAAAAAAUUUUAAAAUCAAAGUAAUAUUUUUAUGUUUUUUUUUUAAUAUUUUAAGUUAUUUAUAUAAAUCGGCAUACCUUGAAUUUUUUUUGUAUUAUUAUUAUAUUUGUCAUAGGGUUUCAUUGUGCCAUUGUUCGAUCUUUUUUUUUUUUUUUUUUUAUAAAAGUCUCACAGUUCAGUUGUUUUGUUAUGAAAAGUGUAUUAGGAAUUUCAAAAUGUUUAUGUACUCUUUGUAACAUGUGAUUUAAAGAGAAUGUAAAUAUUUGUUA